AUGUCCGUCGCGGGAGGCGGAAAAAACGGACAGUCGUUCGGCUCGCUGUCGGUGGACACGAACAGCCGGACCCCCUAUACGGACGCCACCCAAUGCAAGAAAGUGACGAACCAUAUCAAGCGGCCGAUGAACGCCUUUAUGGUGUGGUCACAGAUAGAGCGCCGGAAGAUCUGCGAACAGCAGCCGGAUAUGCAUAACGCGGAGAUCAGCAAAAGGCUGGGCAAGCGCUGGAAGACGUUGGCCGACGACGAGAGGCAGCCCUUCAUCGAGGAGGCCGAGCGCCUAAGGGUGCUUCACAUGCAACAGUACCCCGACUACAAGUACAGGCCCCGCAAGAAGGUGAAGACGGGUCACCCGAACGGCUCCCAAUCGCCCACACCGUCGUCGAUGGGAUCGCCGGCACCCGCGCACCACUCGUCGCCCCAGAAGUCGAUGGCCAACAACAGGCAUCAGACACAGCGCGCGGGUAUGUCAGCGGUAGUUAAGGGCUCUGCGGGCGGCGCUCAUAGGCUCGCCAUUCACGGCGCGACGGCCGGUCAUACCUCUUCCACGGGCUCCCAGUCCUCCUCAUCGCCGGCCCUCUCCUUCGCCCUGAACCCCAACUCGCGUCUCAAAUUCAAGCUGACGAUCGACAAGAAGCUAAAGGAGUCCAUCAGCCGAAGCAAAGCGGUUCCGGUGCCGGUGUCGCAGUUGACACCACCGGCCAAAGUGCCCUCCAGUCCCGGCUCGUCCGACUCGCCCGGUUCGCCAGAAAGUGCCAAUUUGUCCUUUUAUGACGACCUCUACGACCACAAGUCGGCCACAGACGGCUGCGCCGACCCCUCCGACGCCCUCAUGGCCUGCGACGACACCACCGGCGCCCUGACGCCCAUUACGCCGUCAAACGCGGCGUCCGUAGCGCCGUUCCCCACCGCCUCCACGAUAGGCUCCACGUUCACAGUGACCGGUAUGACGGCCACCGGCGCCGGCGAUCUCGUGUCGCUCACACAUCCGUCCGCCGCCGUCUCCGGGCUGUUGACGCCGUCGACGUCAAAGGCCUCGUCGCUCGGGUCGCCCACCGCCUCCUCGUCGGGCGUCUCGCUGUCCGAUUUGGACGACCUCUCGGACGUCCUCCAGUUCGAGAGCAAUUGGGCCCAAGAGUUGGCCAGUUUUAAUCUGACCCCGAUAUCAGUAUUGGAUAACAUGGACACCGCGAGCUCCAGUUCCGGCUCCCACUUCGAGUUUCCCGACUACGCGCCCGAAGUGAACGACAUAUUGGGGAGAUUAGGUUAG
Oppiella nova is the source of this 1272-nucleotide messenger RNA. Lineage: Eukaryota; Metazoa; Arthropoda; Arachnida; Sarcoptiformes; Oppiidae. The record is from the annotation of a GenBank genome assembly.